CGGGGGCGAGCUUGUGGCGCGGCGGCCCCGAGGAGCGGGGGCGAGCGGCGCUGCGGGCCGUGGGAGGAAGCGCUGUGCCCGGCCCGACGGCGCUCGUUGAGCCACAUCCGCGGGUCGCCGGCGACGCUGCCGGCGCCUGUCACGGCCCCUCCAUCUUGAAGGAAGGAGGCCGCCGUUCCCACCGCAGGGGCGGCAGCCGCGCUCAUGGCGUUCAGUCCCUGGCAGAUCCUGUCGCCCGUGCAGUGGGCCAAGUGGACGUGGUCCGCUGUCCGCGGCGCGGGCGCGGGAGGAGAGGAAGAAGCCGGAGGUCCCGAGGGCGACCCCGAGGAGGAGGAGGACUCGCAAGCCGAGACCAAAUCCCUGAGCUUCAGCUCGGAUUCUGAAGGUAAUUUUGAGACUCCUGGAGCUGAAACUCCAAUCAGAUCGCCUCUCAAGGAGUCUUGUGAUUCAUCCCUAGGAUUGGCAGAACUCGAGGCCAAAAACCAAGAAUCACAAGAAGCGGAUGAACAGUUUGUGGCAGAAGUAGUUGAAAAAUGUCCAUCUGAUGCGUGUUCUAGAUCUCCAGGAAAAGAAGCACCACAGGCGACCACUGAUUCCCACUCAGUCAAGGGUGUCCAAGGAGAAACCCAACAUGAUGUUAGUAAGAUCUCAGUAGUGAGGCCAUUUUCAGUAGAAACCAGGAGUUCCACAGAUGACCCAGCUGCUCUUGGAACAGAAGCAGCCUGUGGCUGUGUACCUGCACUCUCAGGCAAGGCUUUGCCCUCUGCUGCAUCAGAAGCUACUCAGGACAAGCCAGUGACAGAAGGAGGCAUGGGGAUUACAUUUGAGGCCUUUACAGAAGCUGGUCUGAAGAUAGGAGAGCCUGUGGCCAGCAGAAGCAAGCUGAGAAGGCCCAAACCUAUCUCUCUGAGGAAUAAGACCGCUAGAGGCGAUGCAUCUGAAACGGAAAUGAUGAUGGAGGGUUUGCCCCUCCCUAGGGCUUCCUCCCUCUUGGCUCCCGAAGGAGUAGCCAAGAGCAUGCAUCCUAGUAUGCUGAGAGGAGCCAGGGACCAGCAAUCUCCCCUUAACCUGAAAGAAGCUGUGGACUCUCUCAGUUAUGGCAGCAGUGGCUCAGGGUGUGAGCUGCAGGAGGGGUCCAGGAACUCUCCUGUCAAACUUGAAUGUGAUUUUACAGAAGGUGGGGGACAUGCCGAGGCCAAGAAUGACCUUCCAAGGAAGCCUCCUAACACACUGAUGCCCAACAUCCGGAAAGAUGGCAUCAGUCAGCCAGUAGAUGUGGAACAGCCUGCAGACCCAAGAGUCCAAGACGCCUGUCUCCCUCAAACAUCUCCUAAGCUAGAUCCUAGUAAAUGGGGUCACCCUAGCUUUAAUUCCUCCGGGAGCUGCCCCAGUCUGCAGAGCUCUGCACCCCUCUCCUCCAAAGCCUCCUACCCCUUUGACCCGGAUAACUUUGAUGAGUCCAUGGAUCCCUUUAAGCCAAGCACAGCUUUGACAGGCAGCACCUUUCGAUCCACUGCUGGUAAUCAUGUUAAUGAAAUCUUAGACUCACCCAAGAAGGCAAAGUCGCGUUUAAUAACGACUACUGAGCAAGUGAAAUUUCUCUGUUUUCUGUUGAGUGGCUGCAAGGUGAAGAAAUACGAAACUCAGUCUCUUGAUUUGGAUACGUGUUCUCAGGACGAAGGAGCCGUGAUCUCGCAGAUCUCAGACAUUUCUAAUAGGGACGGCCACGCUACCGAUGAGGAGAAACUGGCGUCCACAUCCUGCGGUCAGAAACCAGCGGGGGCAGAGGUGAAAGGCGUAGAGAAGGAGACAUGGCAGAAGACGGAGAAAGAAGACUCAGCUGGGCUUGGACCGCUGGAGUCCUCUUCAGAAAAGGCCCCCGUGUCUGUGGCCUGUGGAGGUGAGAGCCCCCUGGAUGGGAUCUGCCUCAGCGAAGCGGACAAGACUGCUGUGCUCACUUUGAUCAGAGAGGAGAUAAUCACUAAAGAGAUUGAAGCAAAUGAAUGGAAGAAGAAAUACGAAGAGACCCGAGAGGAAGUCUUGGAGAUGAGGAAAAUUGUGGCUGAAUAUGAAAAGACCAUUGCCCAAAUGAUUGAAGACGAGCAGAGGACCAGCAUGACCUCCCAGAAGAGUUUCCAGCAGCUGACGAUGGAGAAAGAGCAGGCCCUGGCUGACCUCAACUCUGUGGAAAGGUCCCUUUCUGAUCUCUUCAGGAGAUGAAACCUGAAAGGCGUGCUAGAAGGGUUCAAGAAGAAUGAAGAAGCCUUGAAAAAAUGUGCUCAGGAUUACUUAGCUAGAGUCAAGCAAGAAGAGCAGCGAUACCAGGCCCUGAAGAUUCAUGCUGAGGAAAAGCUGGACAAGUAAGAGCUUAGUAAUGAAGAGAUUGCUCAGGUUCGCUCAAAGGCGAAGGCUGAGAGCGCUGCUCUCCACGCUGGACUCCGGAAAGAGCAGAUGAAGGUGGAGUCUCUAGAAAGGGCCCUUCAGCAGAAGAAUCAGGAAAUUGAAGAACUGACAAAAAUCUGUGACGAGCUGAUCGCAAAGCUGGGAAAGACUGACUGAGGUUCCUCCUGUGAGCUGUGCAGGUCUGAGUCUGGCUGCUUGUGUCCUGACCACAGAUAUCUUGCCUUAUCCAGAAAUAAUCC
Phodopus roborovskii (desert hamster) is the source of this 2642-nucleotide messenger RNA. Its product is annotated as transforming acidic coiled-coil-containing protein 1-like. Lineage: Eukaryota; Metazoa; Chordata; Mammalia; Rodentia; Cricetidae. Gene Ontology annotation, biological process: cerebral cortex development; cell population proliferation; mitotic spindle organization. Gene Ontology annotation, cellular component: cytoplasm. The record is from RefSeq and is a predicted model, not a curated record.